Molecule: messenger RNA, 426 nt
Organism: Cordyceps fumosorosea ARSEF 2679
Lineage: Eukaryota; Fungi; Ascomycota; Sordariomycetes; Hypocreales; Cordycipitaceae
Exons: 2
Coding region: 1-426 (141 amino acids)
Source: RefSeq, a predicted model, not a curated record
AUGGAGAGCCCCUUGGACCAAACGACACUGUCCACCAUCUCGCUCCUCGAAUCACGACUACUACGCGUCGAGCACCUCCUCUACGGCUCUUCGACGCCUCCCACACAGCACGACUCGGCGCUACGGCAGCUGACGCAUCUAGAAAAGCGCUUCUCAACGCUAACCUCGCGGAUCCGCGUCUACGGCGACCUCCUGAAGAUCUGUACGUCCUUUGCGAACCCCCCGUCGCUCGCCCCAACUCUCCCCCCCGCCGAGGCCGAGGCGGCGGAGCUGCGGGGGCGCAGCGAGGCGGCGCUGCGCGCGUGGUACGAGGCCGGCCUGCUGCCCGCGUCGGAGGCGACGGCCAGGAUCGAGGCGCGCGUCGGAGGCGUGGAGAGGCGGGUGCGUCGCAAGGAGCGCGAGCGCGAGCUGGAGAAGGAGCUUUGA